Messenger RNA from Alnus glutinosa, 781 nucleotides. RefSeq lists its product as uncharacterized. Lineage: Eukaryota; Viridiplantae; Streptophyta; Magnoliopsida; Fagales; Betulaceae. The record is from RefSeq and is a predicted model, not a curated record. The transcript is spliced from 2 exons. Bases 80 to 532 code for a protein of 150 amino acids.
CUCAUACCCAUCACAACAGGCGUGCCCCUACAUAUAUUCUACAAAUUAAAACCCAAUAAAAAAAACAAUAAAGUGCACAAUGUCCCCAAGCAAGAUGAUCACCAAGUUAACAAUUCUUGCAUGCUUCAUAUUCAUCUCAUGCAGUGAAGUGAUCCUGUCAAUCUCGGCUCUCGAAAGCUUUUCCACGUUACGACCUGAAGGUUCCAAGCUCUCAAAGCGCCUUAGGCAAGAACAAGAAGUUCAUGCAGGACAUGAUGAUGUUAAUGGGACAGUUGGGCUGUAUGGAGACGGUACAGGUAGUAUUGAUCAUGAAAAAGGUUACAACGAGAAGCAAGAAAUAUACGAUUCGGGGAAGUCACAGAGAGGGAAGGGAGCCUAUGGUGGUGCAAAUAUUGUUCAUCGACCUCGCCGAGGUGAAAGAAGUGCAGCAUCAUCACUGGUAGCAAAGCCCCGAUUUUUCACCUCAACCUUACUAUUUUAUGCAAGCUUGGGUUUAAUCCUUGUUUCUCCUUCCUAUAUCAUGUGGAUGUGAAGUUUGAUAUGCUGCUAGCGAUUCCGAUCCUCCAAUAUUUCACAUUUUAUUUGGUGCAUGCAUGCAUGUGGCACGAACAUUUCUGGGCUUCCCUAGCUAGCUAUUAGCAUAUAUCCUUCAACUUUCGUGUGUAAUUUUAUUGUUGAUCAAUUAUAUUAGACAUGUAAUUUUUGAAAAUUUUGUUGUAUUAUUUGUACUUUGGUAAUUAAAUUAGUGCGGUAAUGUUAAGCACCGUGGGGAAAGAUUCUA